Messenger RNA from Leptopilina heterotoma, 1615 nucleotides. RefSeq lists its product as uncharacterized. The transcript has 3 exons. The record is from RefSeq and is a predicted model, not a curated record. Gene Ontology annotation, molecular function: protein dimerization activity. Bases 168 to 1559 code for a protein of 463 amino acids. NCBI's taxonomy places the organism in Eukaryota, Metazoa, Arthropoda, Insecta, Hymenoptera, Figitidae.
GCUACUUCAGCUUAAAUAAAAAACGACUUAUCACAGAUUUCCUAGGAUUUGUAGAAGUAGAAAAGGCGACUGGUAAAAUUCUUUUCGACAAAACAAUUGAGUACUUGAAAGAAAUAAAAUUAAACGUUGAAAACUGUAUCGGAAUUGGGAGCGAUAACGCGUCAAAUAUGAUCGGCAGUGAGAAAGGAUUUUUUCAUUAUUUUAGCGAAUUAGUACCAAGAGCGCAAUUAAUUAAGUGCACGUGUCACUCGAUACACCUGUGUGGAUCAAAAGCUGCAGAGCAACUUCCAGCUGAUCUGGAAUUUUUAGUUCGUGAAUCCCGCAAUUGGUUUUCAAAAAGCGCUUUAAGGCGUUCGCAAUACGAAGCUUUGUACACGGUAAUCAACGACGGUGAUAUGCCUAAGAAUUUAGUCCAACUUUCUGCAACCAGAUGGUUAGCUUGGGGCAGAGCCAUUGCUGUUAUCGUUUCUCAAUGGUUGGAAUUGAAAACCCACUUUGAUAAUCACGUUCGUAGUAUAAAUCCUAGCGAAAAAUGCACGAUUGGUAGAAAGCUUCGAGAUCUUUUUCAGGAUGAAUGUAACCUUUUGUAUUUAUUAUUUUUGAAACCAGUAACAGCUGAACUCUGCAAAACCAAUUUGAAAUUUCAGCAAGACUCAACAGAGGUUACUAAGCUUUUUGUAGACCUGCGAGUGCUGCUCAUUUCAUUUGUAAUAAGAAUUAUUAAGCCGGAAUAUAUCAAAAUAAACCAGAACGGUCAAUUUUUAUCAGGACAAGACUUUCAGGAUUUAAAAAGUGCGUUAGAUAGUCCCCAUGCUUACCUACCAUUGAAUGCGAUUGAUUUUGGAGCCUCGUUCGCUAUUCAUCUUGGAAGGAUUAAUCUGCCCAUGGAAAAAAUAAGAGAAGUUAAACAACGUUGUUUAAACUAUUUAUCCAUAUUAUGCAAGGAACUUGUUUAUCGUUUGCCAAACAACAUGCACCAUUUCGAAAAUAUUCGAUAUUUUACCCCAGAAGAAAGCUUGAAACCCGUAAAUAGGGUUGACUUUUUCAAGUUGCCAUUGCAAUUAGCUGAUCCUAAUGUAGACCUCGAUUUUCUCCAAACCCAAUGGGACCAACUUAUUUUAGUGGAUUUGCGAAACCAUUUCAAUGGAAAAAUUCCUGUUGAUUCAGUUGAAUUUUGGAGUGGAAUUUUUGAAUAUAGAGACUCAGCGGGGCAAACAGUUUUUACAGACCUGGCUUCUUUUGCCUUAAGAAUUCUCUGUCUGCCAUUUUCAAAUGCAUCAAUUGAACGUGUCUUCAGUAUCAUGAAUAGUGUGAAGACAAAAGCUAGAAACAAGCUUUCAAUUGUAUUAUUAAUGGCUAUUAUGAGAAUCCGAUUGAGAUUUGGGACCAUGCAGGAAUGCUGCAAUACUUUUGAACCCACUGCAAGAAUGUUUCAACUCUUUACGUCCCAAAUGUACGUUUCACUUAACGAGGCUUCUAACAGAAAUAAUAAUAAUCACGAUGAAAUUUCGUAUUUCGAAACAUUGGAGUUAUUUGCAGACGAAAAUAAUCUUUUAUAAUUGUUUAUCCAUUUAAUACAAUGUAAAAUGUAAAUUUUAAUGUGCCAAAAUUUAGU